UUUCUAAAAAAAAAAAAAACAAAUAAAUUGGUUAAUAGUAAUAACAAUGAUUCAAUUUUAUUCUUACCAGUAUCUGUCCUUUAGAAAGGGGCUUAUAAAAGAGAUAGAGGUGAGUAAACUUGAGCUUCAGCUUUCCACAAACACCUUAAUUUGAAGACACAGUUCUCUCAUACUAAAAAAGACAUGGAAGUUUACCUUGUAAUUAGAGAUUUGGUUUCAUUGCUUGUUGUUGGGCUAUUAAUGAUAUGGGGAUGGAGAACUUUAAACUGGGUAUGGCUGGCCCCAAAAAGGCUCGAAAGCUGCUUGAGACAACAGGGUUUUGCAGGGAAUCCUUACAGGUUCCUUUCUGGUGACAUAAAAGAGCUCUUCACUAUGAGCAGACAAACAAGAGCGAAACCUAUGCCUCUUAGUGAUGAUAUUGGGCCUUAUGUUGUUCCUUUUCAACAUCAAACCGCUAACCAGUAUGGAAAGAAUUCAUUUACGUGGUUUGGUCCAAGACCAAGGGCGAACAUUACGGACCCUGAAAAAAUAAGAGAAAUACUUAACAAAUUUAAUGACUUCCAGAAGAUACGUACCAAUCCUCUGCUUAAUUUGCUUGUAAGCGGCCUUGUUAACCUCGAAGGAGACCGAUGGAGCAAGCGUAGAAAAAUCAUAAACCCUGCAUUUCAUCAAGAUAAGUUGAAGAAUAUGUUGCCAGCAUUUUAUCAAAGUUGUAGUGACAUGUUAAGCAAAUGGGAGAAGAUGGUGUGUACAGAAGGAUACAGUGAGUUAGAUGUGUGGCCUUAUCUCGUAGAUUUGACAAGAGAUGUGAUUUCCCGAUCUGCUUUUGGAAGCAGCUUCGAAGAAGGCAAACGAAUUUUCCAAUUACUAGAGGACCAACUCGUUGUCACAAUCAAAUUAAUACAAACUGUUUACAUUCCAGGAUGGAGGUUUUUGCCAACAAAGACAAACAGGGAGAUGAAGAUGAAACACAGAGGCAUAAAAGAGUCGCUUAGGGAAAUGAUAAAGAGAAGGGAGAAGGCAAUUAAAGCAGGGGAAGAGAGCAAUGAGGACUUGUUGGACAUACUUGUGGAAUCCAAUAUCAGAGAAAUGGAAGCAAAGAAUAUGGGGAUGAGCAUUGAGGAUGUGAUUGAGGAAUGCAAGCUGUUUUACUUUGCUGGCCAGGAGACCACUUCGGUCUUACUGGUGUGGACUAUGGUUUUAUUAGCAAGGUAUCCCGAUUGGCAAAGUAAAGCAAGAGAGGAGGUUUUGCAUGUUUUGGGUGACAGUAAACCUGAUGCUGAUGGCCUUAAUCGUCUCAAAGUUGUAACAAUGAUAUUGUACGAGGUUCUAAGGCUGUACCCACCGGUGGUUGAGCUAGGACGUUCCGUUCCAAAAGAAAUAAAACUGGGGAAUUUGUUGUUACCAGUAGGAACAGAAGUUUCGGUUCCGAUCCUGCAGAUCCACCAUGACAAAGAUCUUUGGGGUGACGACGCACGGGAAUUUAAGCCAGAGCGGUUCGCGGAAGGGGUUUCCAAAGCAACAAAGAGUCAAGUCACGUUUCUGCCAUUCGGAUGGGGUCCUAGGAUCUGUAUUGGCCAAAAUUUUGCUUUGAUGGAAGCCAAAAUGGCGAUGGCUAUGAUUCUCCAACGCUUCUGGUUCGAGCUUUCCCCUUCCUAUGCUCACUCUCCUUACAGCAGGGCAACUCUUCGUCCACAGCAUGGUGCACAGAUAAUUUUACAUAAACUUGGCUGUAAUUGAAUUGUUAUGUAAACAAAUCUUUGUGAAAACAUAGCGUUUUAGUGUAUCGUCAAAGUCCGGUAUCUGUAAUGGUACAAAUUCGAUGAAUGAAUAGUAAAUUUUGAGA
Gossypium raimondii (Peruvian cotton) is the source of this 1846-nucleotide messenger RNA. Its product is annotated as cytochrome P450 72A15. NCBI's taxonomy places the organism in Eukaryota, Viridiplantae, Streptophyta, Magnoliopsida, Malvales, Malvaceae. The record is from RefSeq and is a predicted model, not a curated record. The transcript has 5 exons. Bases 184 to 1740 code for a protein of 518 amino acids. Gene Ontology annotation, molecular function: oxidoreductase activity, acting on paired donors, with incorporation or reduction of molecular oxygen; iron ion binding; heme binding.